UAAAAGAAGAGGGAGGAAUAUAUAUCCUGAAGCUGGAAAAAAAACUUCCUUUGCUUUCUGAACUUUUCCGUUUGGUCUCCAGCAGGCAGGAGCGAGUCUGGCCAUUCCCCUUGCUUGCGUUCCUCCCAGACUGGUCUUGCCAUCCUCCUCCAAAGUAGACCUCUCUCCUUCUUCCCUUCCCCACUCGCUCCAACCCUCAAACAGCAAGGCCUUCAAUCCGUACAUCUCCCGGGCCGGAUAUCUCAAUUACAAAGUUGGAGAGGGAGUACUGAGUCCAGAAAGGACCACAGAGACCACCAGUGUGCCCAUCGGCUGUCCUAGGCUUGGUCCACACCUGAGCAGUUCCCUGGGUGCGACCCCUCUUCUCUCCCAGCCUCAGCGCUCAGACACUUGUGCUCAUCUAUCGCGCAGCUCCCUAGCGGCGAGAGGGAGAACGAGCACAGGGGGUGGAGAGUGUAAGGGUGCGCAGGUGGGAGGAACCCACCUCGGGAGCCCGGGAAACCCCGGCCGUGCCACCGCCCCCAACUUUGUGGCGCCCUCCAACAGCGGCUGCAAGGAUGGAGCUGCCUCCCAGCAGCCGGGCGCUGCUGGACUCGCCGCUGGAUAGCGCCUCCCUAACCUCGCUGGACUCCAGCGUUUUCUGCAGCGAGGGAGAAGGGGAGCCCCUGGCGCUCGGGGACAGUUUCACGGUCAAUGUGGGCGGCAGCCGUUUCGUGCUCUCGCAGCAAGCGCUGUCCUGCUUCCCGCACACGCGCCUUGGCAAGCUGGCCGUGGUGGUGGCCUCGUGCCGGCGCCCAGGGGCCCUGGCCGCCGUGCCCAGUCCACUGGAGCUCUGUGACGACGCCAAUCCCGUAGACAACGAGUACUUCUUCGACCGGAGCUCGCAAGCAUUCCGCUAUGUUCUGCACUACUAUCGCACCGGCCGCCUGCACGUCAUGGAGCAGCUGUGCGCGCUCUCCUUCCUCCAGGAGAUCCAGUAUUGGGGCAUCGAUGAGCUCAGCAUCGACUCCUGCUGCAGGGACAGAUACUUCAGAAGAAAGGAGCUGAGUGAAACUUUAGACUUUAAGAAGGACACAGAAGACCAGGAAAGUCAACAUGAGAGUGAACAGGACUUCUCCCAAGGACCUUGUCCCACGGUCCGCCAGAAGCUCUGGAACAUCCUGGAGAAGCCUGGGUCUUCCACAGCUGCCCGAAUCUUUGGGGUCAUCUCCAUUAUCUUCGUGGCAGUGUCCAUCGUCAACAUGGCCCUGAUGUCAGCCGAGUUAAGCUGGCUGGACCUGCAGCUGCUGGAAAUUCUGGAAUAUGUGUGCAUUAGCUGGUUCACCGGGGAGUUUGUCCUCCGCUUCCUAUGUGUGCGGGACAGGUGCCGAUUCCUGAGAAAGGUGCCAAACAUCAUUGACCUCCUUGCCAUCUUGCCCUUCUACAUCACUCUUCUGGUAGAGAGCCUGAGUGGAAGCCAGACUACACAGGAGCUGGAAAACGUGGGGCGCAUCGUCCAGGUUUUAAGGCUGCUCAGGGCUCUGCGCAUGCUCAAACUGGGCAGGCAUUCAACAGGUUUACGGUCACUUGGAAUGACAAUCACCCAGUGUUACGAGGAAGUUGGCCUGCUACUCCUAUUUCUGUCUGUGGGAAUCUCUAUAUUUUCCACCGUGGAGUAUUUCGCUGAGCAGAGCAUCCCUGACACAACCUUCACAAGUGUCCCUUGUGCGUGGUGGUGGGCCACGACUUCCAUGACUACCGUGGGGUAUGGGGAUAUCAGACCAGACACAACCACGGGCAAAAUUGUGGCCUUUGUGUGUAUCUUAUCAGGAAUCCUUGUCUUGGCCUUGCCUAUCGCUAUUAUUAAUGACCGCUUCUCUGCCUGCUACUUCACCUUAAAGCUCAAGGAAGCAGCUGUUAGACAGCGCGAAGCUUUGAAGAAGCUUACCAAGAAUAUAGCCACUGACUCAUACAUCAGUGUUAACCUAAGAGAUGUCUAUGCUCGGAGUAUCAUGGAGAUGCUUCGAUUAAAAGGCAGAGAAAGAGCAAGUACCAGGAGCAGUGGAGGAGAUGAUUUCUGGUUUUGA
Phacochoerus africanus (Common warthog) is the source of this 2066-nucleotide messenger RNA. It is a transcript of the gene KCNV1, whose product is annotated as potassium voltage-gated channel modifier subfamily V member 1. Gene Ontology annotation, biological process: protein homooligomerization; potassium ion transmembrane transport. Gene Ontology annotation, cellular component: membrane; voltage-gated potassium channel complex. Bases 558 to 2066 code for a protein of 502 amino acids. The transcript is spliced from 3 exons. Gene Ontology annotation, molecular function: voltage-gated potassium channel activity; protein binding. The record is from RefSeq and is a predicted model, not a curated record. NCBI's taxonomy places the organism in Eukaryota, Metazoa, Chordata, Mammalia, Artiodactyla, Suidae.